Messenger RNA from Nannospalax galili (Upper Galilee mountains blind mole rat), 3731 nucleotides. It is a transcript of the gene Ifnlr1, whose product is annotated as interferon lambda receptor 1. Gene Ontology annotation, molecular function: protein binding. The record is from RefSeq and is a predicted model, not a curated record. Lineage: Eukaryota; Metazoa; Chordata; Mammalia; Rodentia; Spalacidae. The transcript has 7 exons. The coding region runs from base 15 to 1616 and encodes 533 amino acids.
CCCCGGAGACCGUGAUGUGGCAGGCGGGCGGGUGGGCGCCCCUGCUCCUGUGCCUGAUGCUCAGCGCCCCAGGAAGACCCCGUCUAGUCCCACCCCAGAACGUGAUGCUGCUCUCUCAGAACUUUACCGUGUACCUGACGUGGCUCCCAGGGUUUGGCAGUCCCCGGAACGUGACCUAUUUCGUGUCCUAUCAAGGCACUCCUAACCCCCGACGUUGGCGAAAAGUGGAGCAGUGUGCAGGAACCAGGACUCUGAUGUGUCCCAUGAUGUGCCUGAAGAAACAGGACCUGUACAACAAAUUCAAAGGGCGUGUGCAGGCUGCUUCUGCAGGUGUCAGGUCUGACCAUGUAGAGUCCAACUACCUAGAGUACCUUUUUGAAGUGGAGCCAGCCCCGCCUACCCUCAUGCUCACCAGAACCAAGAGCAUCCUGAAGGUUAAUGCCACCUACCAGCUGCCCCCUUGUAUACCCUCACUGGACCUGAAGUACGAGGUGGAAUUCUGGAAAGAGAGCACUGGAAGCAAGAUCCUCUUUCCUGCCACUCCACACGGCCAGCCAAUACAGAUCCCACUCCAGCCAGGUGCCAGCGGACGCCACUGCCUCAGCGCCAGAACCAUCUAUACCUUCAUUGCCCUCAAGUACAGCCACUUCUCUGAGCCCAGCUGCAUUUUCCUGGAAACCCCAGGGGCCAGCUGGGCUUUCCUGGUGCUACCCUCACUCCUGCCUCUGCUGUUGGCAGCUGCCACAGGGGGUGUGAUCUGGAAGAAGAUUGAGAGAAACCCCUGGUUUCAGCAGGUGAAGAGGUCUCGAGCACUGGACUUCUCUGGGUACAGAGACCCAUUGGCAUACUUUCAACCUAGUGAACCAGAGUCUCCAGAUGAGCUAUUCCUCUGUCCCCAAAAGGAACUGACCAUAAGGAUCAGGCCAGGCUCUCGAGUCAGGGGCCCAGGCACCUUACAGGCAGGAUCAGAAAAGAACAGCACUGGGGAUGAAGAUGAAGACACAGAUGACAGUGACAGCUUCCAGCCCUACCUGGAACGGCCUCUCUUCCUGAGAAAGGAGCUCCAGGUUACGGGACGUUCUGAGGCAGAUGAAUCUGGAGUGGAUUCAGGGAGGUCCUGGACACCUCCAAUUGGGAGUGAAGGCUCUUCUGCCUGGGACCCUUCAGACAGGAGCUGGCCCAGCACUGUGGACUCCUCACUUGGCAGUAUGGCUAGGUCCUCCAGCUAUUUGGACAAGGAGUUGGACCAAGGGCUUGGUAGAGAUGGGCAUCAGGAGGCUCUCCCACACCUGGAAUUCUCUGAGGAGUUGGGCUCCUCAGAAGAGCUUCCGAAGGAUGACCUCUCCCAUUGGGCCACUUGGGCUUCCUCAUCCCUGAAGCAAGAUCUGGUCCCUGGGGAACUCCCAGUUUCUCUUCACACACUAACUCUCUGCUGGCACAGUAACUCUGAGGAGGAAGAAGAAGAGGAGGAAGAAGAGGAGGAAGAAGAGGCAGAGAAUGAAGAAGGUCAUUGGGGAUCAGAACUCAAGGACAGCAGUGCCAGCUGCUGGGGGGCUGUGAGUCUGCAGAGGACAGAGGUUAGGGGUGAGAUGCUAGGACAUUACAUGGCCAGGUGACCUGGUCCCUAGUGGCCCAUCCACCCUGGUGUUGCUGUCACUAUAGCACUUCCCAAGGACCAUAGACAACACUGAGAGUCAAGAGCUAUGCCCCUCCCUGAGAUGAUCCCUUUGAUGAUCAGCGUUCUUGCAGCUCUUCGGGGACCCAGGCAGAGGCUCUUUGUCAUUUGGGUUGAGCUGUGAGGUGUCACCAACUGCCUAUGACCCACCUGCUUUAGAUGGCCUUUGAGAGGGAUGGGGAUGAGGACAGGAUGCAGUCAAACUGGUUGGGUGUCAGGAUGCCUGUUGUCCCAGGGAUGAUAGACCUGGUGGAAAAGCAUCCACCAGCUGAGGUCAUGUGGCUGUGGACAACAAGGGGUGAUACUCCCUGGUUCCCAAAACACACAUAGCAUUGGACAGUUCUUGAUAUGACACAGCCCUGGGUUCAAAUCAGCUCUGCCGUUUACCAGUGGUGACCUGAGUAAGCUACUCUCAUUCUCUGCCUCAGUUUCCUCUUGUGCAACUGUCACGUGGAUGUAGUGAGGGUUUAGGGAGCUCUCAAAUGUGUAUGGCACAGGACCACCUGUGUCACUGGUGCUAUGAGCUGGCUGGCAGAAUCCUCCAUCCAAACUCCUGAGAGACUCCUAGGCAUCUCCUAUCAGAAUCCCCUAAGCCCAGAUCCACAGGAGCACCUACCUUCCAACAUGUCUCCCCUUUAGGCCACUCCCUCACUGCCCCCAUACCUCCUGGUCAGGGGCUCUCAGAAGCCACAGCCCGGUCAGCUUUGCUUUCCUCUCACACACAGCCCAUUUUCCAGGGGCCAGAUCUGAAAGGCAGCCACAGGGCAGAUACUGCACUCCUGGCCCAGGUUCCCUUUUGGACACUUUAACUGGGAGAAUUUCAAUCCAUUAUGCAAAAAAAAACCUCACAGCCACUUUACCCAUGGUAAUUGGGGGGGCGGGGGUUAAAGCAGGCAUAAGGGAAGAGCCUCACAGAUCACACCUAAGGGCACUGUUUAAGGGCAUCUGAUCCAGGGCUUCUCCAACCCAUUCUCAAGUUGUAGGUGUGGGGGCCUAGAGUUCUCACUUUCAAUCAGAGCAACCUCACUGUGCUGGUCUGCAUACUGUGGCUUGAUACAGAAUGUGUGUUAGGGGGUUUCACAGCUAGACAAGUUAGCAAAGCACUGUUUUCAUUGAACACCUGUCUUGUUUCAUACCAAGAGCCUGAGGUCCAGCCUGGUAAGGAUCUUGCUCAGGUCACCCAGCAAGGCUGCCCUAAUGACUUAAUAUGUGUGCCCCCCAAGGGUGAAAUCUUUUGUCUCUGUUCAGCCAGGCCAACCCCUGACCCCUUGGCCAUGCCACCAAGGUACUUAAAUCUCAACCGGGUUUUCAAAGAGUCAUCAAGCUGGUGGAAGGAGACCUUUGCUACCCAUGCUGGAACAUACAUGCACACUCAUGUGUGCAUGCACACUUGCAUCUCCCUAUGAGUUUCCUGUAGGUGAGGCUUAUCCACAUCACUGACCCCAAAGAAGGAACAAACAAGCAAGCUCAAGGAAGGCUGUAGCUGAGGCCCAGCUCCUGGAAGUGCCCUGACCAUGGUUGACAUCCUUUCUGAGACCCAGCUGAGUUACUUCACAAAUUCUCUGACACCAUCAUCAGCACAAUGUUAUCUUGGUCUUCCAUGAACUAUGUGCUUGCUUUCUGAUUUUCUACCUUCUUCCUGUUUAAAUGAACAUUUUUCAAAGUUUACUUUCUGAUCCAACCUGAGCCCAUUAGUAAUUCUAAAUUCCAGCUUCUUUCCGUCAUUAGGUUGUUAACAAAAAACUGUGGAAGCCCACGGAAAGGACCCGAGAAUCCACACCAGCGUUCUUGGUGUGCACUCAACACUUAACCAUUUACACAGCCCUGUGCAUGGCCUCUGGGAACUGUGGUGUAGACAGGGCCAAACUUGAAGGAUGUCAAGGUCAAAGUGAGCCAAGCCUCACUUCGGCUGCAGUGAUGUGCAAUUCUUCAGCAUAUGUAGCCAUUUUUCAGCUUAUGAACCAUUUUUGCUUAUUUGUAUUUAUGUCUAAUUUUGCACUGUGUUUUAUAUCAUAUUUAAAUAAUACUAUAAUGUCUGUUGGUAUAUUACCCCAAA